Suillus clintonianus is the source of this 1590-nucleotide messenger RNA. RefSeq names its product cytochrome P450. Lineage: Eukaryota; Fungi; Basidiomycota; Agaricomycetes; Boletales; Suillaceae. The transcript is spliced from 14 exons. Gene Ontology annotation, molecular function: monooxygenase activity; oxidoreductase activity, acting on paired donors, with incorporation or reduction of molecular oxygen; heme binding. Bases 1 to 1590 code for a protein of 529 amino acids. The record is from RefSeq and is a predicted model, not a curated record.
AUGGCCCCCACCCUCGCGAUUGCCCUCCUAUCGCUAUUCUCUUUUGUGAUAGUGCGAUCCUUGCAAAAGAAGAGAGAUACUAAGGGGCUUCCCUUACCCCCUGGUCCUCCACCUCUCCCUUUCGUUGGAAAUGUGGUCGGAAUCGACACAGAUCAUCCUUGGUUGGCGUACUCAAGAUGGGGAGCCGAAUAUGGAGAGAUCGUAUACUCUCGACUCUUCAGUCAGGAUAUCGUGAUCAUCAACUCCGAAAGAGUUGCUCAUGACUUGCUCGACCGUCGUUCACAUAACUAUUCCACGAGACCCAUAGGGCUUAUGCACGUUCUUGACUUUUUCGGCACCGAGUUUGCCUCUAUCUUUCUACCAUACUCGGACAGGUGGAGACUUCACAGGCGAAUCUUCCAUCAAGCAUUCCGCUUAGAAGCAGCACCAGCCUUUCGUCCGAUUCAGAUGCGCAACGCUCGCAGUUUGGUGUCAAACUUAUUAGUAUCUCCGGAGGCUUAUGGUGCCCAUCUCCACACAUUUAGCACGUCCAUCAUCAUGUCAAUCGUGUAUGACUAUUCGACAGCGCCCCGUGAUGAUCCUUUUAUAGCGCUUAUCGAGCGUUCACUUGCGAUAUCUGUAAGAGAACUCAGGCCUGAGGUCGCAGCUGUCGUAUCAGAAUUCCCGAUAUUGGAGAAACUUCCUCCCUGGCUCCCUGGAGCGAGUUUCGUAAGGGGUGCAAUACUCCAGAGAACCCUCGUUCCCAUAAUUGUGGACACGCCCUUUGAACACGUGAAGAAGAAUUUGGCAAGUGCCAAGUGCCUCUGCGCUGCUGGAACGGCUGCACCAUCCAUGGUGUCGGAUGCAUUGCGUCGUAUACCAGAGAAAACAAGUGAUGCAAAGGAGGCCGCUGUUCUUGAGAAAGCGAUCAAGGAAGCCAGUGCCUCUGGUUAUGCUGCUGCAUCGGAAACAACGACUUCCACUUUAUAUGUCUUUUUGCUUGCGAUGGUUCUUUACCCUGAGGUGCAAGCACGCGCUCAAGCAGAGAUUGAUUCCGUCAUUGGGGAAACCCUCGAAAGAUUUCCUGACUGGGACGAUCGCGCUUCUAUGCCCUACGUCAAUGCCGUCAUACAGGAGACGCUGAGGUGGUUCCCCGUCGUACCUCUGGGCAUUCCCCAUGCCACGGUAAAUGAGGACGUCUACGAAGGCCAUUAUAUUCCAAAAGGUGCUACCGUAAUGGCCAACACAUGGUCUAUGGCGCGCAACCCAGAGAAAUAUCCAAACCCGACGAAGUUCAUGCCCGAGCGCCACAUGUCAAAGGUCUCCGUCGAAGCGCCAUCAACACAUGGUCCUGAUGACAUUUCUUUCGCUUUUGGAUUCGGAAGACGCGUUUGUGUUGGACGUCAUGUUGCGGAUGCUUCUUUGUUCGCUGCUGUCGUGAAUAUUCUUGCUUUUUUCAGGGUGGAACGGGCGUUGGGAUGGAACGUCGGGCCUGAUGCUGAAGGGGUGAAGUGGACGGGAGGCGUGACGACACAUCCUGUGUUCCCUUGUAUUUUUACCCCUCGUCACACGGAGGAAAGGGUGUCGCAGUUGAUGAAAGCGCAAUGCUGA